AUGGUCGUCGCAACAAAUGCUCAUCAUGCUGACCAUGUGGUCUUCAAGGACCUGCGCAGCCUUCCUCGUUCCAGUGUCUCGGAAUUGUUGCUGAGCUUGCAAAAUCUAGAGAAGAAACAAUUUGCCUCUAACGAGGUGUUCCCUUUCGACGACAAACUGCUUGCGAAGCAGAAUACGGCGGUGAUUGUCGGAGUAUUGCAGCUCGACUCCAGGCUCCAACUUGUGGCCUAUGCCGUCUGCGUGAGGUGGAACCAUCGUCUCCUCCUCCACAAGAUCUGUGUCGCCCCAGCCUACAGACAGAAAGGCAUGGGUACGAAGCUGAUGCGGUCGAUAAUAGACCGUGCUCGCCAGUGGUCUUGCCGCGGGAUCGACCUCUGGGUGGACGAAGCGAACGACAAGGCGCAAGGCUUGUACUCCAAGCACAAUUUUGAAAUCCAGCAGUCGGUGCCAGACUACUACGGCCCAGGUCGACAUGGCGUCAAAAUGUGCCAUGUCCUGCAGCCUUGA
Molecule: messenger RNA, 507 nt
Organism: Capronia coronata CBS 617.96
Lineage: Eukaryota; Fungi; Ascomycota; Eurotiomycetes; Chaetothyriales; Herpotrichiellaceae
Exons: 1
Coding region: 1-507 (168 amino acids)
Molecular function (GO): acyltransferase activity, transferring groups other than amino-acyl groups
Source: RefSeq, a predicted model, not a curated record